GGGAAAAGAGAGAACACUUCCACUUUUCUGUGGAGCUACUCAGGUUGCCGAAACUGUCGUCUCAAGCGUCGACUUCCUCUUCUGCAGAGAUCGAAUGCGUCAUCGUUUCCGCCAUUCUCACCCCCUCUUCUUACUCCUCCCCACAUCCUCCUUUUGAUCUUCCAUCACUCGCUGUUUCGACGGUUCUUCUAAUCCUUUCCACCUUCUCUGAAUCUGCACGCUCCAGAUCACCUUCCUUUUCAAGCUCCUUCUCCUGUGAACCCCUUUUCUACUUGCUCUUCUUAUCCGCAUAUACCAGGUUUUGGAUUCAACUCUCCAUGGCUGCAUCCUCUCUUGUUUCUCCACUCUGCUCUGGACUUUUGUCCGCUUGCAUGUCUGUCAACUGCGGAAGAAAUCAUUCCUUUGAUUCCUCCAUGUUUUCUUCUUCUAAGAUUAUCGAAACAUGUGCUGGAAGACGGAAGUUUAAAUCUAAAUGCAGCAGUAGAAGCUCUCAAAGUCACGGGACAGAAAUUUUGUCGUCCUGUGGAUCCAAGAUGAUGCAGGGACUUACGAGCUCCUGCAUUCUGUUCAAGCCACAAAGUAGAAAUUGGAAUUGCCUGCCAAAACGCAGGGCUGCUCAUUCGGGCGAGGCCAUGUCCAUAGCUGCACAACCUGCUGAAGAAAUAACAGUAAAAAAGAAACAUGGUACCAGGCAAAGGCGAAUAGUUGUCACUGGAAUGGGUGUGGUGACUCCACUGGGUCACGAUGCAGAUCUCUUCUAUAGUAGUUUGCUCGAGGGUAUCAGUGGCAUAACAGAGAUCGAGUCAUUUGAUUGUGACCAAUUUCCCACGAGAAUUGCUGGAGAGAUAAAGAGCUUCUCAACUGAUGGAUGGGUUGCUCCAAAACUUUCUAAGAAGAUGGAUAAGUUCAUGCUUUACUUGCUUACUGCCGGCAAGAAAGCCCUUGCGGAUGGAGGAAUUACAGAAGAUGUAAUGGAUGAGUUAAAUAAAGCUAAAUGUGGAGUGUUGAUCGGUUCAGCAAUGGGUGGCAUGAAGGUUUUUUAUGAUGCAAUAGAGGCUUUACGGAUUUCAUACAGGAAGAUGAAUCCUUUCUGUGUACCCUUUGCAACAACGAAUAUGGGUUCUGCCAUGCUUGCAGCGGACUUGGGGUGGAUGGGUCCAAACUAUUCCAUUUCCACAGCCUGUGCUACAAGCAAUUUUUGCAUAUUGAAUGCAGCAGAUCAUAUAAGUAGAGGCGAUGCUGAUGUAAUGCUUUGUGGUGGUUCAGAUGCAGCAGUUAUACCCAUAGGCUUGGGAGGCUUUGUUGCUUGUAGAGCACUUUCACAGAGAAACAGUGACCCUACUAAAGCUUCACGCCCUUGGGACAUUGUAAAGUUACCAACAAUCUCUUUACCAUUGAUUUUUCUGUUUCUUAUUGAUGCUCUUGAAAAUAGUAGAGAUGGAUUUGUGAUGGGCGAAGGUGCUGGAGUAUUGCUUUUAGAAGAGCUAGAGCAUGCGAAGAAAAGAGGCGCAGAAAUAUAUGCAGAAUUUCUUGGUGGAAGUUUGACUUGCGAUGCUUACCACAUGACAGAACCACGUCCUGAUGGGGCUGGUGUCAUUCUUUGCAUAGAAAAGGCGUUGGCUCAGUCAGGAGUAUCAAGGGAAGACGUUAAUUAUAUAAAUGCACAUGCCACAUCAACACCUGCUGGAGACCUCAAAGAGUAUCAAGCUCUUCUUCAUUGUUUUGGCAAUAACCCUGAGCUUAAGGUGAACUCCACAAAAUCUAUGAUCGGCCACCUACUUGGAGCUGCAGGUGCAGUGGAAGCUGUUGCAGUGAUACAGGCUAUUCGGACAGGAUGGGUACAUCCAAAUAUCAAUCUUGAAAACCCAGAUGAAGGCGUGGACAUGAAUGUGCUAGUGGGUCCGAAGAAAGAGAGAUUCGACAUCAAGGCAGCGUUGUCUAAUUCAUUCGGAUUUGGGGGACAUAAUUCAUCGAUCAUAUUUGCUCCAUACAAGUAAGAAAACAGUUAGAAAUCAGGUUGGGAAGCAUAAGCAGUAGAAUGCAAUGCAAGUUUUGGUAAGUUUUAUCAAUAAUGGGUUGGAAUAAGCAUAGAUGGCAUUUUCUCUAUUAUAUCAUUUGUUCCCCUGGAUGUUGAUUACAUUCUGCUACUUCCAACUCCAAUUCUUGUUUGUUUGAGAUGUUUUUAUUUCAAUAAAAUUGAGAACUCAUAUUUCUGUUGACAUUUUGAUGGGGAAAUA
Messenger RNA from Cucurbita pepo subsp. pepo (vegetable marrow), 2237 nucleotides. Lineage: Eukaryota; Viridiplantae; Streptophyta; Magnoliopsida; Cucurbitales; Cucurbitaceae. The record is from RefSeq and is a predicted model, not a curated record.